Molecule: messenger RNA, 2568 nt
Organism: Lontra canadensis (Northern American river otter)
Lineage: Eukaryota; Metazoa; Chordata; Mammalia; Carnivora; Mustelidae
Gene: TRAF3
Product: TNF receptor associated factor 3
Exons: 11
Coding region: 156-1865 (569 amino acids)
Biological process (GO): tumor necrosis factor-mediated signaling pathway; protein K63-linked ubiquitination; Toll signaling pathway
Cellular component (GO): plasma membrane signaling receptor complex
Molecular function (GO): zinc ion binding; tumor necrosis factor receptor binding
Source: RefSeq, a predicted model, not a curated record
AUUACUCCCCAGGUAAGAGACUCCACCACGCUCUUCAAAGAAGGGUAAGAUCGGCACUGCUUUGCUUCUUUCCUUACUGAAGUCUCUUCCUCCCAGAACGCGCUUUGCUGUAUCUUCCUCACAGCAUAUGACACACAGAAUUUCUCUUCCCUAAAAUGGAGCCAAGUAAGAAGCUGGACCCCCCCGGCCCCCUGCCGCCCAACCCCCCGCUGAAGCUGCACCCCGACCGCGGCGCCGCCAGCACGUCCAUCUUCGUCCCUGAGCAAGGAGGCUACAAAGAAAGGUUUGUGAAGACCGUGGAGGACAAGUACAAGUGCGAGAAGUGCCGCCUGGUGCUGUGUAACCCGAAGCAGACCGAGUGCGGACACCGGUUCUGCGAGACCUGCAUGGCUGCCUUGCUGAGCUCCUCAAGCCCAAAAUGUACUGCGUGUCAAGAAGGCAUCAUUAAAGAUAAGGUGUUUAAGGAUAACUGCUGCAAGAGAGAGAUUCUCGCUCUUCAGAUCCACUGCAGGAAUGAAGGGGAAGGCUGCCCGGAGCAGUUGACGCUGGGACACCUGCUGGUGCAUUUAAAGAACGAUUGCCAGUUUGAAGAGCUUUCGUGCAUCCGUGCUGACUGCAAAGAAAAAGUGUUGAGAAGAGACUUGCGUGACCACGUGGAAAAGGCCUGCAAGUACCGGGAGGCCACGUGCAGCCACUGCAAGAGUCAGGUUCCACUGAUCACCCUACAGAAACAUGAAGACACAGAGUGUCCCUGUGUGGUGGUGUCCUGCCCCCAUAAGUGCAGUGUCCAGACCCUGCUGAGGAGUGAGUUGAGUGCACACUUGUCAGAGUGUGUCAAUGCCCCCAGCACCUGUAGUUUUAAGCGCUAUGGCUGCGUUUUUCAGGGGACAAACCAGCAGAUUAAGGCCCAUGAGGCCAGCUCCGCGGUGCAGCACGUCAACUUACUGAAAGAGUGGAGUAACUCUCUAGAGAAAAAGGUUUCCUUGCUACAGAAUGAAAGUGUAGAGAAAAACAAGAGCAUACAAAGUUUGCACAAUCAGAUAUGUAGCUUUGAAAUUGAAAUUGAGAGACAAAAGGAAAUGCUCCGAAAUAAUGAAUCCAAAAUACUUCAUUUACAGCGAGUGAUAGACAGCCAGGCAGAGAAACUGAAGGAGCUGGACAAGGAGAUCCGCCCCUUCCGGCAGAGCUGGGAGGAAGCAGACAGCGUGAAGAGCAGCGUGGAGUCCCUGCAGAACCGGGUGACGGAGCUGGAGAGCGUGGACAAGAGCGCGGGGCAGGUGGCUCGGAACACAGGCUUGCUGGAAUCCCAGCUGAGCCGGCACGACCAGAUGCUGAGCGUCCACGACAUCCGCCUGGCCGACAUGGACCUGCGCUUCCAGGUCCUGGAGACCGCCAGCUACAACGGUGUGCUGAUUUGGAAGAUCCGAGAUUAUAAGCGGCGGAAGCAGGAAGCCGUCAUGGGGAAGACCCUGUCUCUUUACAGCCAGCCCUUCUACACGGGCUAUUUUGGCUAUAAGAUGUGUGCCAGGGUCUACUUGAACGGGGAUGGCAUGGGGAAGGGGACGCAUUUGUCGCUGUUUUUUGUCAUCAUGCGCGGAGAGUACGAUGCCCUGCUCCCUUGGCCGUUCAAGCAGAAAGUGACGCUCAUGCUGAUGGAUCAGGGGUCCUCUCGGCGCCACCUAGGGGAUGCCUUCAAGCCGGACCCCAACAGCAGCAGCUUCAAGAAGCCCACCGGGGAGAUGAAUAUUGCCUCUGGCUGCCCAGUGUUUGUGGCCCAAACUGUGCUAGAAAAUGGGACUUAUAUUAAAGAUGAUACCAUUUUUAUUAAAGUCAUAGUGGAUACUUCGGAUCUGCCCGACCCCUGACAGGUCACUGGGGGGGUGGAUUGAGCAGAAGGCAACUCCUCGGGGGUUUGAACCGGCUGUCUCCACCGAGGUCCUCGCGCUCAGAAAAGGACCUUGUGGAACGGAGGAAGCAGCAGAAGGUGGCCGCGGGCCGGCGGGAGGAGCCACGCGUGAGGACACACCCAACAUGUUUUUUAAUAGACUAGCAACACUCCGCUCUGAAGAAUUAUUUAUCCUUCGACGUGAUAAAUACUGCUGUCAGAGAAGGUUUUCAUUUUCAUUUUUAAAGAUCUAGUUAAUUAAGGUGGAAAACAUAUAUGCUGAACAAAAGAAUCGUGAUUUUUCUUCCUUAAACUUGAACACCAAAAAACACACAGACACGCGCACACACAUGCACACACACGCACACCUGGGGAUAGCUGGACAUGUCAGCAUGUUAAGUAAAAGAAGAAUUUAUGAAAUAAUAAUGCAAUUCUGAUAUAUUCUAAAAUUCAAGAGUGCAAUCUUGUUUCAAAUAUAGUAUAUUGUCUAUUUUUAAGGCCUCACCUGGUCUCUGUUUUAAUAAUUUGUUUGUCAGAAGACCCUGAAGUACACCUAGGUCUUUUCUGAAAGUCUCAAUUCAGAAUCAUUUUUUAAUUUAAAGUUCUAAGAUAAUUGUUAUUGCAAACAUUUUAUUUGAAAACGUUGAUAGACUGAUAUUUCUUGGAAGAAAAUGUAAACUAUC